Messenger RNA from Lactuca sativa (garden lettuce), 566 nucleotides. Lineage: Eukaryota; Viridiplantae; Streptophyta; Magnoliopsida; Asterales; Asteraceae. The record is from RefSeq and is a predicted model, not a curated record.
CUUGUGUUUUUCUGUUUGAUCAACAUGAUUAAUUAUAUAGAUCGAGGAGCAAUUUCCACUAAUGGUGUAAAUGGGAGCCCUAGAAGUUGUACAGAGAGUAAUGUGUGUUCAGAUGGUAGUGGAAUUCAGGGUGAUUUCGAUCUAAGCAAUUUUAAAGAUGGUAUUCUAGCUUCUGCUUUCAUGGUUGGACUUCUUAUUGCAUCUCCAAUAUUUGCAUCCUUGGCCAAGACCAUUAAUCCUUUUAGACUUAUUGGAGUUGGAUUGUCGGUGUGGACACUUGCUGUAGUUGGUUGUGGGUUUUCGGUUGAUUUUUGGUCGAUCACUAUCUGUAGAAUGUUAGUUGGUGUUGGUGAAGCCUCUUAUAUAGGUCUUGCAGCUCCAUUGAUUGUUGAGAGUGCUCCAGUAUCUCAGAGAACAGCGUGGCUGGGAAUAUUCCAUAUGAGCAUACCUACUGGAGUUGCUGUUGGUGAUAUCACAUGAUAAGACACAAUUCCGAAAUUUUGAUUGGGUCGAUUCUAAAAUCCUUUUUCGGUUCGUCCCAAAAGCCUCUAAUUCGUUGUUCCAAA